Salarias fasciatus (jewelled blenny) is the source of this 4076-nucleotide messenger RNA. It is a transcript of the gene tyro3, whose product is annotated as TYRO3 protein tyrosine kinase. Gene Ontology annotation, biological process: protein phosphorylation; cell surface receptor protein tyrosine kinase signaling pathway; multicellular organism development. NCBI's taxonomy places the organism in Eukaryota, Metazoa, Chordata, Actinopteri, Blenniiformes, Blenniidae. Gene Ontology annotation, cellular component: plasma membrane; signaling receptor complex. Gene Ontology annotation, molecular function: transmembrane receptor protein tyrosine kinase activity; protein binding; ATP binding. The transcript is spliced from 19 exons. The record is from RefSeq and is a predicted model, not a curated record. The coding region runs from base 110 to 2758 and encodes 882 amino acids.
CUCUGUUUGUCCGCCGGGGAAUGAGGCUCCUCUGACGGGGUGUUUCACCGUGUCGAUCCGCUCUCCGGGGGGGAAACGGGAGAACCGGAGCCCGGGAGGAGAUGAGAACAUGAGGGAGCUCUGGUGGAUCCUGCUGCUCCUGCUGCGGAGACCGGAGGAGGCGUGCGGGAGCGGUGUGGUUUUCACCAAACAUCCCACCAAUCAGACGGUGUCUCAGGGGAACGAGGUUCGUCUGGGAUGCGCGGUGGAAGGAGUGAAUGAGCCGGACAUCUUUUGGAUGAAGGAUGGAGAGAAACUGUACAGCACGGACCAGGUCUUCCUCACCCUGGGAGAUCAGCAUUUGGAGACCUCCCACAGUGUGAAGUCGGUCCAGCAACAGGAUGCAGGGCAGUACUGGUGUGAGGUCGAGUUUCAUGGUCUGAACUUUUCCUCGCAGCGAGCCUGGAUCACAGUGGAAGGCGUCCCUCACUUCCUCCAGGAGCCCCAGGAUGUGGCCACGCUCCCCGACGCUCCCUUUAACCUGACCUGCGCCGCCGUCGGCCCUCCAGAGCCCGUCGAAGUGCUGUGGUGGCUCGGAGGAGUCCAGGAGGGGGAGCCCAGAGCGUCUCCCUCCGUUCUCCACGUCGCAGGUGUGAACAGCAGUGUGAAGUUUUACUGUGAGGCGAAGAACACUCGUGGGAUCUCGGUGUCCAGAACAGGAACGGUUCACAUUAAAGUACUGCCCGCAGCACCGUUCGGCCUGCAGGUCAUCAGGAUGAACUACAACAACGUCACGUUGUCAUGGAAACCGGGAUUCUCUGGCUACUCAGAACUGGCCACCUGCAACGUCCAGGUGUCGCGGCGCUCCGUCCGGAGGUCGGACCUCCCCCCGCAGACGGUCGUGGUUCCUCCCCACCUCCUGGAGCUGUCUGGCCUGAGGAGUCACUCUAACUACAGCGCCAGGGUGUCGUGUGUGAACGAGGUGGGGGCGUCUCCUUUCUCCUCCUGGCUGCACUUCACCACACCAGAGUCCGUGCCCUCAGCUGCUCCCAUGAACCUCAGCUUCCAGCUGUCCGAGCAGCAGCUCCAUCUGACCUGGGAUCAGCUGCAGGAGUCCCAGCUGCAGGGCCGCCUUGUCUCCUACAAGCUGCAGUGGACUCUGGCAGGAGAACUGCAGGAGCCGCUGCUCUACAAGGAGAACUGGGCUGAGCUUCCAGGAGGAGCUCGCUUCUUCAACGCCUCCUUCCAGGUGUCGGCCUGCACGUUGGUGGGAUGCGGCCCCUCCAGCCCCCCGGUGCUGGUGCUGCCUGCCUCAGUGCAGGUCCAGGUCCCGCGGAGCCACAUGUGGGUGGGGCUGCUGCUGGGCCUGCUGGGGGCCACGGUGGUGGGCCUCCUCCUGACGGUGGUCGCUCAGCGCCGAGGGAAGGAGACGCAGUUCGGAUCGGUCUUCAAGAGUCCUGGUCCUGACAGCUCGGUCUCCUUCACAGCAGCUCGAUCCUUCAGCAGGAACGUCAGCGACCAGCACGAGUCCACCUUGGACAGCUUAGGUAUCAACGAUGAGCUGAAGAACAAACUGCAAGAUGUUCUGAUUCCGGAGAGGCUGCUGACUCUGGGACACAUGCUGGGCAAAGGUGAGUUUGGCUCAGUUCGAGAAGCCCUCCUGAAGACGGAUGACUCCUCCAUCCAGAAGGUUGCUGUGAAAGUUCUAAAAUCUGACAUCACUUCCUCUGGAGACAUCGAGCAGUGUCUGAAGGAGGCAGCAUACAUGAAGGACUUCCACCAUCCCAACGUCAUCCAGCUCAUUGGAGUGAGCCUCCACAGACGUCCCGGUCAGCGGCUGCCGAUCCCGAUGGUGGUGCUACCGUUCAUGAAGCACGGAGACCUGCACACCUUCCUGCUGCUGUCCCGCCUGGGAGAGCAGCCAUUCGAGCUGUCCCUGCACACCCUGCUGCGCUUCAUGCUGGAUGUGUCUCGGGGGAUGGACUACCUGAGCAGCAGGAACAUCAUCCACAGAGACCUGGCAGCCAGAAACUGCAUGCUGGACGAGAAUAUGACGGUGUGUGUGGCAGACUUCGGCCUCUCUAAGAAGAUCUACAGUGGAGAUUAUUACCGGCAAGGAUCCGUCUCAAAGCUUCCUGUCAAGUGGAUCGCACUGGAGAGUCUGGCCGACAACGUGUACACCACACAGAGCGACGUGUGGGCCUUUGGAGUCACCAUGUGGGAGAUCAUGACUCGUGGCCAGACUCCGUAUCCCGGUGUGGAAAACUCUGAAAUCUACGAGUUUCUGAUUAAAGGAGAACGACUGAAGAAACCUCCGGACUGCAGAGACGACAUAUAUGAGAUCAUGCACAGCUGCUGGAGUCCGGUUCCAAAGUGUCGUCCCAGUUUCCAGCUCCUCGUCAGCCAGCUGGAGGCGCUGUGGCUCAGCGUGUCGCCGGCGCCUCCUACGAAGGAGCCCUUACUCUAUGUCAACCUGGAAGGGGAGGAGGGGGACCCCAGCAUGGGAGCAGGAGGCGUGGCGGGGGCCCGGGCCCCACUACCAGAGGAGGAGCAGCAGGAUGAGGAGGCAGCAGCAUCCAGCUGGAGCGUCCCGUGGCAGCGGUGUGUGGAGGACGAGGAGAAGGACUGGCUCAUAAUGGCGUCCGGCGCCGCGCUCGCCAUUGGAGGAGACUACAGGUACAUCAUCGGACCAUGUGGCGCCCCUGAGGAGGAUGGGGAGGGAGAAGAGGGGAGGCGAGGAGAACUGAUGAGGGACGAGGAAGACGUCAUCAACGUCUGAUCCACAUCGACCAAUCACAGAGCUCCUCUGGCCUCAAGGGACAGGUGUUGUUUCUGCAAGGCGGAGCCACUGCAGGUGGGCGGAGUCAGACUGACAGUUUGAGUCAGCAGUGUGGCAUGAUGGGAAAACCUGUCACCUGCAGGAGGCGCCGUCCAAACCCCCUCACUCAUUAAUUAUGCAUGAAUGAUGAGCCUGGUGGAGGAGCAAUUAUUGGUUGCCAUAGCAACACUUACCGGUGAUUAACCGACUAACCACUGCAUGAACUCUUGAAAGUGGUCCAAGGUAACGUUCAUUGGUCAUGUGACUGGAAUGGAAUGCACCUAUUGGAUGGCUGAGCUGUGAGGAGCAGUGAUUGAAAGCCGAUUCUUUUUCGGACCGCUCAAACUGGACCUGCCGAGGGCCACAAACCAGAGCAGCACCCGAAGGUCAGGAAUGUCUGUGACUCCGCCAUCUAACAUCAGCUGCAGAUCCAGUGAGUGGAGCCUCAGAGGGACACAGCAGGUGCAGGAAGAGUUUUACUGUCAGCAGUCCCGGUCCAGAUCCAGGUCCCAGUCUUGGUUUGGUGCUGCCCUUGAUGUUCAUCUUGGUUUUGAUUUUGUUCCAGAUCUUGGAUCUGGUCAAGGUCUCUCUUUUUUUUUUCUCAGCAGGGUACCCACAAAAUCCCAUUCUCUUCAACAGUGUAGUUACCAUGGAAACCACAUCAUCACUCAUCCAUUUCAGUCAAAACACUGGUCCAGGGGCCUCACUCAUCUUGAGCAGCCCCUCAAAUGUUUUUCAUCUCGUGAGGAUUCAUUCAUUCAUUCAUCUGAUCAGCUGCUCCUAACUUUAUUGGGAGCCGAGUGGCCCAGGAGGGGCCCAUCAGGAGAGGCCCCCAGCUCGCCAUGUUCUAAAGGUUGAGGGCUGAGUCAUGUGACCACUUCACCUCUUCCAUUCAGAGCCAGAAGCCUCCAGGUCUGUUUUUAUUUAACUGAAAAUGUUAACACAUUUUUACUGUAAUGACUUUGAUGUUUUCAUAGGGGCCCCGGGCUGUUAGCGGGGCCCUGCGGCUGUUCAGACAAUGCUGCUUUAACCAGGUAACCAUGACGUCGUCGGUUAUUCUUUUUCACCGGAUUAACAAGGUAGUUUUGUGACAUCACGGUGCGUUUGAGGACUGUGGGACUUUACACUAACUGCUGUAUGUUGUAAUGAAUCACAGAUGUGAGAUUUAUAUAUUUUUUUUCUGCUCUAACUGUACUCAGAAGUUAAAGAAAUGCAGAGUCAGGAAAAUUUAUUAAAAGUGAAAUUUUAUUUGUGAGGAAAUAAAGAGUUUUCUGAUCUA